This is a messenger RNA of Penicillium canescens, 636 nucleotides long. Its product is annotated as RTA1 domain-containing protein. The record is from RefSeq and is a predicted model, not a curated record. The transcript is spliced from 2 exons. Lineage: Eukaryota; Fungi; Ascomycota; Eurotiomycetes; Eurotiales; Aspergillaceae. Bases 1 to 636 code for a protein of 211 amino acids. Gene Ontology annotation, cellular component: membrane.
AUGGCCGCUUGUUGCUAUAUCCUGUUCAGUCGUAUUCUGAUUCUUAUAGUCCCCCAAGAGGCACGCACUCUACGACUGUGUUGGGUCCCUCCCCGAUGGAUCACACCGAUCUUUGUUGGAUUUGAUAUCGUCGCUCUGCUGCUCCAGCUUAUUGGUGCCGUGAUGAUUUCUUCGGUCGAUUCCACGGAUAUAGAUGCACAGGACAAGCUUGGUAGAGGAAAGCACAUUGCACAGGCUGGCGUUAUUAUCCAGCUAGCGGCUUUUGGCUUGUUUGCCGUGGCUGCUGUACGCUUCAACUUUACAUCGAAACGAUUUGCAAAAUCGCUCAGUGAGCGAUACGAGGAACUUGGGGAGAAGGAGUAUAUAAUUGAUGGCAUUGCCAAGAAUAAGCAUUGGCCUGCCUUGUUGCGAGUGGUUAAUCUCACCACAAUUCUGAUUCUUGUUCGGUCUGUCUAUCGACUGGUGGAAUUCACGGAGGGCAAUACUGGUUACCUGAAUACGCAUGAAUGGCCCCUGUAUGUCUUUGAUGCUCUCGUCAUCUAUCCAUGCGUCGCCCUGUUCGUUUAUUGGCAUCCGGCGAGAUAUUUACCUUACUUGGGAUUCCGAGUGCCCAAAGGAGGCGAAUGUCAGCCGUGA